This is a messenger RNA of Homo sapiens (human), 6330 nucleotides long. It is a transcript of the gene RALY, whose product is annotated as RALY heterogeneous nuclear ribonucleoprotein. Gene Ontology annotation, biological process: cholesterol homeostasis; negative regulation of transcription by RNA polymerase II. NCBI's taxonomy places the organism in Eukaryota, Metazoa, Chordata, Mammalia, Primates, Hominidae. The record is from RefSeq and is a predicted model, not a curated record. The transcript is spliced from 11 exons. The coding region runs from base 431 to 1351 and encodes 306 amino acids. Gene Ontology annotation, molecular function: RNA binding; nucleic acid binding; transcription coregulator activity. Gene Ontology annotation, cellular component: nucleus.
GUCAGUGCGGCGGGGCGCGCGAGCGGCGCCAGCUCGGGGCAGCGGAACCCAGAGAAGCUGAGGGGGCGGUAGCGGCGGCGACGGCGACGACGACGACUCCCGCGCGUGUGCCCAGCCUCUUCCCGCCGCAGCCGCCCUUUUCCUCCCUCCCUUACGUCCCCGAGUGCGGCAGUACCGCCUCCUUCCCAGCCGCGCGGCUUCCUCCAGACCUCUCGGCGCGGGUGAGCCCUAUUCCCAGAGGCAGGUGGUGCUGACCCUGUAACCCAAAGGAGGAAACAGCUGGCUAAGCUCAUCAUUGUUACUGGUUCCCAGAGAGGGGGCUUCUUGAAAAGCAAGUAGAGCAGAAGACUGGUGAGCACGGUGUUUCCCAGCAUCUCCACAGUGCCAGCACAGAGGAGGACACUCAAGAAAUGUUUGUUAAGUGGGCACCAUGUCCUUGAAGCUUCAGGCAAGCAAUGUAACCAACAAGAAUGACCCCAAGUCCAUCAACUCUCGAGUCUUCAUUGGAAACCUCAACACAGCUCUGGUGAAGAAAUCAGAUGUGGAGACCAUCUUCUCUAAGUAUGGCCGUGUGGCCGGCUGUUCUGUGCACAAGGGCUAUGCCUUUGUUCAGUACUCCAAUGAGCGCCAUGCCCGGGCAGCUGUGCUGGGAGAGAAUGGGCGGGUGCUGGCCGGGCAGACCCUGGACAUCAACAUGGCUGGAGAGCCUAAGCCUGACAGACCCAAGGGGCUAAAGAGAGCAGCAUCUGCCAUAUACAGUGGCUACAUCUUUGACUAUGAUUACUACCGGGACGACUUCUACGACAGGCUCUUCGACUACCGGGGCCGUCUGUCGCCCGUGCCAGUGCCCAGGGCGGUCCCUGUGAAGCGACCCCGGGUCACAGUCCCUUUGGUCCGGCGUGUCAAAACUAACGUACCUGUCAAGCUCUUUGCCCGCUCCACAGCUGUCACCACCAGCUCAGCCAAGAUCAAGUUAAAGAGCAGUGAGCUGCAGGCCAUCAAGACGGAGCUGACACAGAUCAAGUCCAAUAUCGAUGCCCUGCUGAGCCGCUUGGAGCAGAUCGCUGCGGAGCAAAAGGCCAAUCCAGAUGGCAAGAAGAAGGGUGAUGGAGGUGGCGCCGGCGGCGGCGGCGGUGGUGGUGGCAGCGGUGGCGGUGGCAGUGGUGGUGGCGGUGGCGGUGGCAGCAGCCGGCCACCAGCCCCCCAAGAGAACACAACUUCUGAGGCAGGCCUGCCCCAGGGGGAAGCACGGACCCGAGACGACGGCGAUGAGGAAGGGCUCCUGACACACAGCGAGGAAGAGCUGGAACACAGCCAGGACACAGACGCGGAUGAUGGGGCCUUGCAGUAAGCAGCCUGACAGGAGCAAUGGCCACCAGCAGGUGAAGGGCAUCGCUGCCCCAGGCCUCAAGCCGGGCACCCAACCCUGGAUGCCACCCCCCAGCGGGUACCAGAGGAAAGCUGGCAGCAGGCGCCUCCUCCCCCAACGCAUCCCAGCCAGUGCCAUGUCCUCUGCAGGUGGAGUUACUGGCCUACUCCUUCCCCAUGAGCCCUCCCUGUCUGCACUGCCCAGGCCAGAGGGUAGAGCACAGGGGUUUCCCCAUACUACCUCCCCUCCCCAGGACACUCCCAGGCUUGGGUUUUUUCUAUAGGUUUGGCGGGGGGCCACAGGGAGGGGACCCUGACAAUAAAGAGAUUGGAUCCCAACCUGUUCUGAGAUGGGAUGGUUUGUGUUUUCUCAUGAAGAUAUCCCGGCCCCUCUGCCAACCAAAAAGCUGGUCUAGGGUGCCUAAUACUGAUCCAUCUGGACCUUAGUGUCCUCAGUGGUGAUUAAAAUGGCCAGUGGGGCCACUGGGGAGGGUUGGAUAUGCUGGCCCAUGAGCAUCUUGCUGGCUGAAGUGUCAAGCAGUUGUGACCCACUUGGUUUACCCCAUAGUAGGUCAAGACCUUAUCUCUUUCCCCAGCUUCUAAGUCUGGUCUUUCCCAGCUCUUAAAAGGAUUCUAGAGUCUGCCAGUCUCUACCUUCUCUCUUCUGGCUUAGGACACUAUAAUUUUUUCAUUUGGACGUUGUCCUCCCACCAGCCUCCCAGUCUUCUGCCUCUGCCCUGUACCAUCUCCCAGCAGCCACGCAGUCUUUCUGAAACGUAUCCCUUCCCUGCCUAAAAUCCCUUUACUGACUCUUCAUCAUCAGGACAAAACCCUACCUCCUGAAUGUAGGGUGUAAGAUCCUGCUUACUCCAGCCUCUCCUGUUUCUUGUCACCACCCCUUUCCUGCCCCUGACACAAACCCUACAUCUCAGUCUCACAAAACACACAAGUUCUUCACACUCCGGGCAGGUUUGGUAGCAAGGAAUAGAGCGUACUCCAGUGACAGCAAUCAGUAGGAAGUUUGCAUCCGGAGACACGCAGCCUGUCUGCCCCUGUCUUGGGCCACCCGUCUAGACAUUUGUUCUCUAACAAUCAGCCGGGUUCCUUCAAACGUGUGCUGCUUAUACAUGCUCAUUGUGUACUGCUAAUGUCACCUACUUCCCCCUUCAUUCCCCACAAUGAAUGGAUCCAUUUUCCCCAUGUUCAAGUUCCCAAGAGAGAAUCGACUGCCACUGUAAUUUUUUUUCCUAAUCACUCAUAGGUUACAAGUACCUACCCUGGUCCAGUGAACUGCGGGAUUCAUAUGUGGCCACUUAGGCUGGUCUCGUUGGUAUGGAGCUGUGGGAGGGCAGCACCCAGAAAUAGGCUUUGUUCCAGGCCUGGCACGUACUCCUCCUGCUCCUACUUUCUCUACCUGGGAAAUAGCCGCUCAGGACGAAGCUGCUGCUGUGGUGUCGCCACCUCUGAGAAGUCUCCCAGACCCUCCGACUGCUCUUUAAUUGCCUGUUCUCUCCUCUGGAAGCCUUCCCCCAACACAGAAAAAUUCAAUCCCAUCAUCAAAAAGGGCUUUAGGUUUUCCCUCCAUCUUUACGUGUUGAUCAAAGUUUGCAGAUCUGCUGGAAUCCUUAUUGAAAACUCCCCAUUUCAAACCAACCCGGUCUACAGCCUCCAGGGAAGCUUCCUCCUGGGCUUUGGCUCCAUGUUUUGGUAGAGGGUGGAGGCUUUGGGCAGUGCUCAAACUCCACCGGGAAGUCUCUCUCACUGAGCAGCCCUCCUGCCUGUCAUCCUGGGCAGGCGAGCACUCUGAGGCCCCAGUGUAGCUCUGUGCUUUGAUAUUCCCAAGCUCUGCUGGGGCCUGACUAGGCCAGCCCCAAGGUGGCCAGAGUUCUGGCUUCAUACCUGAGCCAAAAGCCCCAAUCCAUGCUUGGCCAUUGCCUGAGUAUUAGCUGCCCCAGGGGGAUCACGGUCCCCAUAUAUUUGCUUGCCAUGGACCCUGGGCAGCAGGGAGAGAGUAGAGAUUUGUCAAGAGCCCAUGGUGGAGGCUGAGGCCCUGAGGCCAUGAGAUGCAGGCAUGGGGUGAGAAACAGGCCCCUUGGAAUUGGGCUGGGCCUUGGCCCAGCUUAGUCAAAUCAAAAGGCUUCUAUUUGGAGAGCUGAAGAGGGUGUACAGAGGAAGGGGCUAGGUCUGCAAGGAGUGCCUCAUCUCCCUGAAGAGCUCUCAGUGGAACAUACUUCACCCAUCCAUGUACCCACAUCUUUCCUUGCCCAGAAGGCGAGAGCCAGCUAUAACAGACCCAUUUCAAUACCCUGGCAAGUCAUUACUGCCCUUAGCUCUUGGUGUCCCCAUCUGUGAAACAUGGGGGACAGCUGCUAGCCUGGAUUGGAACUUGGGCAAAGUCCAAAGAAUGGGAUUUAGAGCUGAAUGAACCUCACACUGAGGGCACAAUAGCACUAGGCACUGCCCCCAGAGCCUAGUGCUAUAUGCCUGCUGCAGGUCCUACCCAAGCAUGCUUUACUGAGGAACUCAACGUUUCAGAGCUUGAGGGUCAGGUUGAUCAUGGGCUUGUGACCAUAGGCUUCCUUAGUAUGCCAGGCUUGGAGAACCGUGAGAAAAGCAGGGAAGAUACCUUCAAGGGUAGCAGGCAUCAGCUCUACUCACCUUGGCCCAUAAGGCUUUGCCUGGUCAUGCUGGCACCGGGUCAUAUGCUGGACAGGGAGAACGAGAGUCCCAUCCUGGAACUCCAGAAAAGCCCCUGGAUGCUCCAGCCCCUGGGAAAGCACACAGCCAGGCCCUUGGGUGGGAGGUUGGCUUCUAACAGUGCAUACACAUGCCCUUCCUCUGAGUCGGGGCAGCAAAAACAUCCAUUCCGCUGCGCAACAGUUGUCAUUUUUCUAACAUCUGAAAACUCCAGAAGGAGAUGGUGAUAAAUGUGGUACCGGAUUCUGCCUAAAGGAUCAGUCUUUAGAUGUUUUCAGAUUGAAAGCCUCAUUUGUGAUCCUCACAGCCAUCUUGAAAGAAUAGAGCAGCCAGUGGGUAUACUGGAUUGUGAGCUAAGAGGCCUGGGACUUUCCCCCUGUUGCUGCCAGCCAGGUUGAUGACCCUGGGCAAGUCUUUUUCCUUACCAGGUCUCAGUUUCCUCAGCUGUAAAAUGAGAGGUUGAUCUGGAUCAGGGAUAGUAAAUGGGCCUUUGUUCAGUUACUGACUGUUGUAUAACAAACCACCCCCAAAUUUAGUAGCCUUAAUAAACAUUUAUUAGCUCCUGAGUGAGUGGCUUGGCAGUUUGGGCUGUGUUCAGUGUGGUGGUUCUUAUCUCAUCUGGGCCCUCGUGUGGCUGAAGUGAGCUGGCAGAUCAGCUGGGGACUGGCUGGUCUCAGAUGGCCUCGCCCGCCUGUCAGGUGGUUGGCUGGGCAACUGGGCCACACGUUCCAGCAUCUAGCAGGCUGACCCAGGAUUCUAGACAUCAUGGCUGAGUUCCAAAAACCGCAAGAGAAGACAAGCCCAGUAUGCGAGUGCUCUUGAGGAUAUUGCUAUGACGUAUCUUUUGGCCAAAGUAAGUCACAUGGCUAAGCCCAAAUUCUUCUUAACAGGAGGAGCUUCAAAAUAUGGCCAUAUUUAAAAAAUCUACCUCAGGACUCAUUUCACUUGCCAACUCAGAACUUUUAGUAGCAGCUGCCUGGAGUGCCUUUUGAGGAUCUGCAGCAAUUUUCAGACUGUUUGGAAAUACUGACAUGAUAGUUUGGCAGUUUCUCUUAUGAGCAUGGAAUUCAAGUGUGGGCACGUGAGCGUCAGGUAUUUGCCAUCCCUGGCCAGGUUGACCCGUAAGGUCAUAACCUGCCCCAUAGGAUGUUAUAUGCAGUAGGCCUGUCUGACAAGACCACAGAAAUAGAGAAGGCAAAGCAGAGCAAAAGAUUCUGAGCCAGGCAUCCUUGGUUUUCAUCCCAACCAGAUCAUUGAUUGAUUGAGGUUUUAGGCAAAUCAAAAUCCCUCCACCAGUAGCCAGAUUCUUCAUAAUAAACUUCCUCCAUAACAGUAAACCAUUUCCUGAACACCUGCUGUUAAAAAGCACAUUUUACAUUUACUUAAUCUCCACAACCACCCUCAGUAGGUGUAGUAAGGACUUCUGGUUACAAGUUACAGAAACUGAAUUCAGUCCUGCUUAGUGGGAGGAAGUUUAUUGGCUCACAAAUUGUAAAGUCCAGGGAUCUUCAGACAUGGGGACUUGGGUUCAAAAGCUGCCAUCGAGAAUCCGGUUAGCCAGGCAUGGUGACACGUGCCUGUAGUCCCCGCUACUUGGGGGACUACAGUGGGAGAUCAUUUGCACCUAGGAGGUUAAUGCUGCGGUGAGCCAUGAUCCUGCCGCUGCACUCCAGCCUGGGUGACAAAGCGAGACCCCAACUCAAGGGGAAAAAAUCUGGUUUUCGGGCAGGUUCCAAGAAGUGGUAGAGCAUGGCCAUAGGGCCUGUGAGAAUAGAGGGACAGAGGGGAGAAUCCCCAAAAGGAGAGCAAGGCUUGGCUAACAAAAACAGGCAUCCACUGUGUGGUUAUGUCUAUUCUAUAGAUUUUGUAGAUGAGGUUUAAAAGCAUGGCCCCAAGUAAAGGUGGCAUCUCUAUCCUAUCCUCGCCUUUAUCUAAACUCUGUGACCGAUCAAUAGCAUAUGAUGGUGGUGGUGCUCUGCCAGUCUCCCAGUCCCAGACUGAAGCACUAGCAGCUUCCACUUAUUAUCUCUUGGGACUCUAGCUCUUGGGACCCAACCACCAUGCUGUGAAGCAGCCCAGGCCACACAGAGAGGCCACGUGUACAUGUUCAGCUGACAGCAGUAUCAAAUGUCAGACAUGAGAGAGGAAGGCUUCAAGAUGACUCCAGCCCAGCCACCGUCUGAGAACAAAGUAAGAACUGCCUCACUGAUGCCAUUCAAAGCCCAGCACCAUGAGAGAUAAUAAAACGUUGUUUGAAGAUGCUAA